Messenger RNA from Oncorhynchus masou masou (cherry salmon), 1470 nucleotides. RefSeq names its product mucin-5B-like. Bases 1 to 1470 code for a protein of 489 amino acids. The record is from RefSeq and is a predicted model, not a curated record. Lineage: Eukaryota; Metazoa; Chordata; Actinopteri; Salmoniformes; Salmonidae. The transcript is spliced from 4 exons.
AUGUCCUCCCACAACACACAUCCCGACAACAACAACAACAACAACAACAGUUCUGUCGACCACGACUCCUACACCCACUACUACAAGCUUAACUUCGACAGCUCCAUCUACCACAAAAACAACAACUCUGCCUUCUACUACAACUCCAACCUCUACUCCUACAUCAACCUCAACAGGAGCAUCAACUACCAAGUGCAAUGCUCCAUCUACCACAAAAACAACAACUCUGCCUUCUACUACAACUCCAACCUCUACUCCUACAUCAACCUCAACAGGACUCCAUCUACCACAAAAACAACAACUCUGCCUUCUACUACAACUCCAACCUCUACUCCUACAUCAACCUCAACAGGAGCAUCAACUACCAAGUGCAAUGGUGAAGAAAGUUGUGUGUGGUCAGACUGGAUCAACCUUGGUCAGCCAACCUCUGGCUCUGAAGGUGGAGAUAAUGAAUCCAUUAAGAACAUCAUUGCUAGUGGUUAUCACAUUUGCUCAGCUCCAGAGGCAGUUGAAUGUAGAGCAAAACAAUACCCUGGACUUCAGAUCUCUCAGCUUGGCCAAGACGUGACUUGCAAUCCAUCCGUUGGUCUGAUUUGUAAAAACAAUGAGCAAGGUCUUCAGCAAAAGUGCUUUGAUUACGAGAUACGAGUGAAAUGUUGUCAAUGUCCUCCCACAACACACAUCCCGACAACAACAACAACAACAACAACAGUUCUGUCGACCACGACUCCUACACCCACUACUACAAGCUUAACUUCGACAGCUCCAUCUACCACAAAAACAACAACUCUGCCUUCUACUACAACUCCAACCUCUACUCCUACAUCAACCUCAACAGGAGCAUCAACUACCAAGUGCAAUGGUGAAGAAAGUUGUGUGUGGUCAGACUGGAUCAACCUUGGUCAGCCAACCUCUGGCUCUGAAGGUGGAGAUAAUGAAUCCAUUAAGAACAUCAUUGCUAGUGGUUAUCACAUUUGCUCAGCUCCAGAGGCAGUUGAAUGUAGAGCAAAACAAUACCCUGGACUUCAGAUCUCUCAGCUUGGCCAAGACGUGACUUGCAAUCCAUCCGUUGGACUGAUUUGUAAAAACAAUGAGCAAGGUCUUCAGCAAAAGUGCUUUGAUUACGAGAUACGAGUGAAAUGUUGUCAAUGUCCUCCCACAACCCACAUCCCGACAACAACAACAACAACAACAACAGUUCUGUCGACCACGACUCCUACACCCACUACUACAAUCUUAACUUCGACAGCUCCAUCUACCACAAAAACAACAACUCUGCCUUCUACUACAACUCCAACCUCUACUCCUACAUCAACCUCAACAGGAGCAUCAACUACCAAGUGCAAUGGUGAAGAAAGUUGUGUGUGCUCCAUCUACCACAAAAACAACAACUCUGCCUUCUACUACAACUCCAACCUCUACUCCUACAUCAACCUCAACAGGAGCAUCAACUACCAAGUGCAAUGGUGA